AUGGCUGAUGUGAAAGCUUUGGAGCAUCCUACUUUGAAGGUGCCUUAUGAAAUUUUAAACAAGAAGUUUCGAACUGCACAAAAAACAUUAGACAGAGAAGCGUCCCAUGUCCAACAAACAGCCCUAGAAAUUGAACGAGAAAUUUCUGGUGAUAAUGUCCAAACAAGCGACAUUACAAAACUGUUGGGUGGUAUGGUAGAGAAGCUUCAAGUAUUAAAGAGGAAAGCUGAAGAAAGUAUUUCUGAAGAGCUUCAAGCAACUAAUGUUUGUAAAAAGAGAAUAGAACAUCUCAAGGAGCAUGCUACAAUGACUCCUCUAGGGACAAUGUCUGAAGGAGCUUUGAAUCAGUGGCGACGCAAAAGAUUAGAUCGUAUGGUUGUGGAAUAUUUUUUGAGAAAUGGCUACUAUAAUGCAGCCAUGAAGCUGGCAGAAAAGUCAGAAAUUAAGGAUUUAACUAAUAUAGAUAUAUUUUUAACAUCCCGUGAAGUUGAAAGAUCUUUGAUGAAUCAUGAAACAUCAAAGUGUCUUGCAUGGUGCCAUGAUAAUCGUUCUAAGUUGAGAAAAUUGAAAUCAAAUAUGGAAUUUAAUAUACGUAUACAAGAAUUUAUUGAACUUAUAAGGUCUGAUCACAGAAUAGAUGCAAUUAAGCAUGCCAGAAAACAUUUUCCCAGUUUUGAAGAAGAACAUUUGACCACUAUUCAGCAAGCUAUGGCCUUAUUAGCAUUUCCUGUCACUACGGUAAUUGAACCCUACAAAUGUCUUUUUGACAAAUCUAGAUGGGAUACUCUUAUAGAGGAAUUUAGACAAGAAAAUUAUAGAUUAUUCCAACUGGCCAGUCAAUCAGUUUUUACUGUUGCUCUUCAGGCUGGAUUGUCUUCAUUAAAGACACCUCAGUGUUACUCUAAUAACAGAGAAAAUCGCAAUCCAGGUUGUCCAGUUUGCAAUGAGUAUUUAAAUCAGUUGGCUGAACCUUUACCCUAUGCACACUGUUCCCAAUCAAGAUUAUAUUGUCACAUCAGUGGUCUUCCCAUGAAUGAGAAUAAUCAACCAAUGAUGUUACCAAAUGGAUAUAUUUAUGGUGAACAGGCUUUACAACAAAUGGCAAGGGAGAACGAUGGCCAAAUUAUCUGCCCUAAAACUAAAGAAAUGUUUUCCUUCAAGAAAGUUGAAAGAGUUUAUGUUAUGUAAAGUUAUACAUACAUAGGUUUUAAGAAUAACUGUUUUUGUUUUUGACAAGUCUAAUAAUUUUAGUAAUCAUAAUAUUAACAAUAUUAUAAGUUUUGUAUUUUUUUCCCUAUUUUUUGUGACUGAAUAAAAUAUGAAUGCUAAUGAGA
Messenger RNA from Agrilus planipennis (emerald ash borer), 1334 nucleotides. RefSeq names its product macrophage erythroblast attacher (gene Kaz). Gene Ontology annotation, molecular function: ubiquitin protein ligase activity; protein binding. The record is from RefSeq and is a predicted model, not a curated record. The transcript is spliced from 6 exons. NCBI's taxonomy places the organism in Eukaryota, Metazoa, Arthropoda, Insecta, Coleoptera, Buprestidae. Gene Ontology annotation, cellular component: nucleus; cytoplasm; GID complex. Gene Ontology annotation, biological process: proteasome-mediated ubiquitin-dependent protein catabolic process. The coding region runs from base 1 to 1188 and encodes 395 amino acids.